AUGGAAACUCGAUCAAAUCAGGCUCAAUCUGCAGCCACUCCAGUUUACAUUUUGCGUGGACACAACGCCCCAAUUCACGCACUACACAUCUACAACCAAAACCUACGUCUGAUAUCCGGCGACGCCAACGGAUGGAUCGUCGUUUGGGACCUGGUAACUAAGCGACCGGUGGCAGCAUGGAAAGCACACGCAGGGGCCGUGUUGGAAGUGAAGGGGUUCAAACUCGGCUCUGGCGUGACCGAGAUCUAUACACAUGGACGCGAUCACAAGCUAUGUAUUUGGAAAAUUCGGGUCGAGGAUGAACCUUUACUUGAGAAAGCUCUCCCAGUCGAUGCAGGUGAGGAUGAGCAGGCAGGCAAGACUCAGCCUUGGUUGCUUCAUUCUCUGCCUGUGAAUGCGCUCAACUUUUGUGCUUUUUCAAUGGUAUUUCUUAAUUCGGAUGGCUUGCCUGGCUCUUCGACCCAAGCACAAAAACCCGAAGCUACACUGUUUGCGGUUCCCAAUGCCCUGGACUCCGGCGGUAUUGAUAUCUUUCAUCUGCCGUCUGAGCGUCGGAUCAGCACUAUCCCCUCCGAUGAAACAACAAAAACCGGGAUGCUAAUGGCUGUGAAUCUCUUCGUGGCUGCUGCUGGAGAUUUCUAUGUUGCUUCUGCAUACGAGGAUGGACAUGUCAUGGUCUUUCAUCAACGAAGGACUCUCGAAUCCGCCGCUUUCGAGCGUGAAAACAUAGCCAAGAAUCCUUUGAAGUGGGAUAGGCUUUAUGCUUGUCAACCUCAUUCGCAGCCAGUCCUUUCUUUGGACUUCUCACCCUCCCUUGAAUAUUUCAUUUCGUCUUCGGCAGAUGCCUUGCUUGUCAAACAUCCUAUUCCAAGUGCAGGCCAGACUGGCUACGUCCCUACCGCUGGCUACAAGGAAGAAUCACCUCUUAAAGUUGUCAACACCAAACAUUCGGGCCAGCAAGGGUUGCGGAUUCGGUCUGAUGGCAAGAUAUUUGCCACUGCUGGCUGGGACAGUAGGACCCGAGUAUAUUCCAGCAAAACGAUGAAGGAACUUGCUGUGCUCAAGUGGCAUAAAGACGGAUGUUAUACUGUGACAUUUGGCAAUAUUUUAGAUGCACCUUCAGCACUCUCAACCAACAUCAAUCCGACGGGUCAGAGCUCUCAGGAUGGGAUAGAACAACCAGCGGCCGAACGUGACUAUUCUCUCGCAACUGUUCAAGAACAGCGCAACCAGAAAGCACAGCAAACUCAUUGGCUAGCAGCUGGAUCCAAAGAUGGGAAAAUUUCAUUAUGGGAUAUCUAUUGA
Penicillium olsonii is the source of this 1305-nucleotide messenger RNA. The record is from the annotation of a GenBank genome assembly. Lineage: Eukaryota; Fungi; Ascomycota; Eurotiomycetes; Eurotiales; Aspergillaceae.